This is a messenger RNA of Rubroshorea leprosula, 4601 nucleotides long. The record is from the annotation of a GenBank genome assembly. NCBI's taxonomy places the organism in Eukaryota, Viridiplantae, Streptophyta, Magnoliopsida, Malvales, Dipterocarpaceae.
AGUAUUCAUUACUAUUUUCAACUUCAAAAACAAAAAGCAAAUUUAGAAAGAGAAUUUGAUGAGAUUUAUAACUCUGAAUGUGAUUAAAGAGUUCUAAAGUAUCUCCAGUCUCAAAUCUUUGUACGAAAUAAGACAACAGAUUACCAUAAAAAUAUAGCUUUACUUCAUUAUUACUACUAAUAGUAGCUGUGAGCGAUGACAUACUGCAACAAAAGAAAAUGGUCCCAAUUGAUGAAAAUUUAAUAAAAAUUUAAAAUUCAUAUUAGUUAUGGCAUGUGAACGAGUACUGAUGCAGCAAUCACUGGCAUAAAUGCCUCCUCUAUUGAUGUAACUCCAGCUUGCUUUUAUUGCUGGGCAGUCAAACAUUGACAGUUACUAUUGCAGAUGAUGCAGUAAUCUCAGCUUUCAGCCUUUAAGGUUUGGAAGAUGAGAACCAGACCGACUGGCAGAUGUGAUUACAUUAUUCUCUCCCCAAUAAGAGAAAUAAAGAAACUUGUACUAAUCAGAUAAUAUUUUGUUUCCAUCCCCUCUCUGAUGAUGUGGAGUAUGCUUCAAUGAUGGUUUAUUGGGUUGUGUGUUGAAGCAGGAGUCACCGGCAUAAUGCUUCUCUGGUACAUUAGGGAAUUCCGGGUGAUUCCUUAGGCCUAAUCUUUAAUUUGUAUUCUGAUUGGAGAUAGACAUUCACAUACUCGAUUCAAUUUCUCUUAUAUAUAAUGCCUUGUAUUUUCUUUUUGGUUCUAAUCAAAAUACUCAAUUUUGUUUUUUUCUUAGGAAAAUCUAUCGCCCACUGGAAUUAUUGACUCGAUUGCCCUCUAACUCGUGAGCCCUUUAUGAGAUUACAGUAACUAGUUUCUUGUAAUGGCCUGUUGUGUUCUUUACGUAAUGGAGUAUCUCUUUUAGCCAACACAAUUUAUUUUCACUAUCACGGGAUGCUUUAAAUAUUAUGUUUCUAUAUUAUGCAACCAGUCUUGCAUUCUACACAGCCACAGCUGGCGGCCGAAUAGCCGAUCUCAUUUCUUUUGAACAUAAUGAAUGCAGGCUUAACAGAUGAGCAAUGGACCGUGUCCUCUUUACUAUUCACCGUGCCAAGGGCAGCAUAUUACUAGGACCGACAUACUGGUGAUUUCAAUUCACAAUGAACUUGUGGGUCACAUUCUACAUUCCUCAAGGGACCAUGUUUCAAAUCAUUUUUACAUUAAUCGGAAACUUGGGACUGAGUGGAAUUUUAGUGACAGAAUUGCAGCAGUGACAAAGAAGCAGAACUGCAGAAGCACCUCUAUCAAAAUUUGAUGAAAAAGAUGAUUCAGCAGUAAUAUUUGAUUCGUUUGAUUUAAUUCACAAAACCGGCUCUCCAGUUUGAAUGUAUAUAAUAUUAAUUUGAAUACAAGGUUUAGUGUUAGAUUUCAUUUGAACUGCAUCAAUGAGGCUAUUAGAGCAGCUUCAAUAGAUUCAGGAUAUAUGGAUGGCUCUCUCCUGUUUGAUGAGAUCUUCUUGCUAUCGAAAUUGGUUUCACUCGAUCUCUCUGGUACUUAUGGUUUGCUUCUUGACAACAUAAAGUUUCAAAUACUUGUGCAUAACUUAACAGAAUUAAGGUUUCUUAUCCUUGAUUUUGUGGAUAUGUCUCUGGUUGUGCCUUCUUCCUUGCUAAACUUGACUUCUUCCUUGGAGCAUUUGAGCCUUGGCUCUUGUAAUUUGCAAGGGAACUUUCCAAACCAAGUCUUUCAGCUUCCAUCUCUCCAGCUUCUUGAAUUAAGCGAAAACUCUCAUUUAAGAGGUAAUUUGCCUGAAUCAAACCAGAGUAGUACCCUCGAGUAUUUGAAUCUUGCAAGCACAAACUUCUCAGGAGAGUUGCUUCAUUCAAUUGGAAAUCUUAAACUCUUAAAGGAAUUGAACCUUUAUCACUGCCAAUUUUAUGGAUCAAUUCCUAAAUCUCUUACAAAUCUUACCAAGAUAGCUUACUUAGACUUUGAUUCCAACCUUUUGCAAGGGCAAAUUCCAGAUGUUUUUGAAAAAAUGCCCAAGCUAACUUGUGUGAACCUUUACAAUAACAGUUUUGAUGGUGAAAUUCCUACAUCAAUCUUCAAUCUCACCCAUCUUACUCAUUUGAUACUGUCAUCAAAUAAGCUAAUAGGGCCUCUUCCUCACAAUAUAAGUGGACUCUCAUUUUUAUAUGAGUUUCAAAUGGAUAAUAAUUUCAUCACAGGUCGUGUACCAUCUUCGUUGUUUUCUCUGCCUUCUUUAUCAUAUUUAGACCUCCGAAACAACAGACUUACCGGACCUAUUGAUCAUGUUGAGAUGCCAAAUCUCAAUUUACAAGAAGUCUAUUUGUCCAAUAAUGAGAUAAGCGGUUCAAUUCCUAGCUUUUUCUUUCAUCUUGUGAAUUUUCAUUGCGUUGACCUUUCUUCAAAUAAUUUAAGUGGCACCAUUACAGCCAACAUGCUUUCAAAACUUGUAAACCUUUGGGAUCUAGAUCUUUCCAAUAAUAGUUUGCUGUCCUUGAGCAAUAAUGACACUAGUGUCAACUAUUCCUUUCCAAACCUUCAGCAUUUAAUAUUAUCUUCUUGCAACAUACAAAAGUUCCCAAGUUUCGUAAGGAAGGCAAAGACUUUGCAAAUAUUAGAUAUUUCCAAGAACAAGAUUUCUGGUCAAAUUCACAAAUGGGAAAUAGAAGGGAUGACAUUGAACACAUUAAACCUUUCUUAUAACUUCUUGACUGGUAUAGAUUCAUUUGGUUUUGGAAAUCUUGUAACUGUUGACCUCAGAUCCAACUUACUACAAGGAUCACUUCCCAUUCUAACAGCAACAUUGGAUGCUAGAAUAAUACAACUCUUCAUUUCAGGGAAUAAUUUGACUGGUGAAAUCCCUUCUUCUUAUUGCAGUUUGACUUAUCUUACAAUUCUGGACUUAGCUAAUAAUAGUUUGGGAGGAAAAAUCCCAAAAUGUCUUGGAAACACUAAAUAUCUCAACAUCUUGGAUUUGCAGAUGAAUAAGUUUCAUGGUAUAAUACCAAAUUCUUUUGUCAAAGGGAGUGAAAUGAGAACUCUUAACCUAAAUGGCAACCAGAUGGAAGGGAGACUGCCAUCAUCUUUGGUAAAUUGCAAAGACUUGGAAGUUCUAGAUGUUGGGAACAACUACUUGAAUGACACCUUUCCACAUUGGUUAGGUGUUCUUCCAUCGCUAAAAGUUCUCAUCCUUCAAUCUAAUCGAUUUCACGGUGCCAUUAACAACACUAUGCCUGCAUUUUACUUCUCUGAGUUGAGAGUCAUUGAUGUCUCACAGAAUGACUUCACGGGUCUCCUACCGAGUAUCUAUUUCAAAAAUUUGACAGGUAAGAGAGAUGUACAUGAAGAUGAAGCCAAUUUCGAAUAUAUUGGUAGUAAUGUGGUAAUCCUUUGGAAACCGUCUAGAUUGUUCUAUCUCGAUUCGGUGAGAAUAAUAAUGAAAGGUUCAAAGGUGGAGCUGAAGAAAAUCCUGACAACUUUCUCAACUAUUGAUUUUUCAAGUAAUAGAUUCCAUGGACACAUUCCGAAAGAGCUGGGAGAACUCAAUUCACUUCACUUGCUAAACUUGUCUCACAACAGUCUCACUGGUCAAAUUCCAUCAUCUUUGGGCAAAAUGACAGAACUUGAAUCACUAGAUCUCUCAUCAAACAAGCUUGAUGGUAGGAUUCCUGAGGAGUUGACAAGUUUGACAUUUCUUUCAGUUUUGAACCUUUCACACAACAAACUUGAAGGUGAGGUUCCUCAAGGUAAGCAGUUCAAUACUUUCUCAAAUGAUUCCUACAUUGGGAACUCUGGGUUGUGUGGAUUCCCAUUGACAAAGAAAUGCCACGAGGAGGAAGAACCAGGAGCACCUCCAUCAAAAUUUGAUGAAGAAGAUGACUCUGCAGCACUCUUUGAGUGGAAGUUUGCAUUGGCGGGCUGUGGGUGCGGACUGCUAUUGGGACUUAGUCUGGGAUAUAUCGUGUUCACAACAGGGAAACCAUGGUGGGUGGUGAAGAAGGUGGAGAAAUAUCAAGAGAAAUUUGUUGGAAGAUGGAUCUGCAGGCCAGAAGCUGCAGGCAGUUGGCUUUGUCUCUUCCUCCAAGAAGAUCUGACAAAAAUAAUUACUUCUCUCCGAGCCGUUGAGAUUGAAAUUCCAGUCAAUGCCGAAAUGGACGCAUCCGAAGGAUAUGGAUUGCAAAUUUGCAAUUGCAUCGCCUGUGAGGGGCUCAGUGAUGUCGGAUCUGGUCGGGACGGCCGACGGAUGACCCCACUGUCCUUUGCGCUCUGGACACCCGCUCUCUUGACAUUGCCGACUGAAGUCUAUUUCUCGUCCUUGGAUGGUCUGAUUGACUGAUCCGGAUGAACUCAGAGUCAAGAUCCGACCUGACCUGUCCUUGAGUUCCUGGUUUUUAACGAGAUUAGGGUAGUGGCCGUCGGCACUUAUAAAGGGUAUCUGUCGGUUUAUUCUCUGCCAGGUGAUCUGAUUCAUAUAAAGGGUAAGAAGCUGUAAUUUUUAUUUUUAUUUUUUGUGUGUUUUCAGUUUUCACUUUGGAUUUUAAACUCUUAUAUUGUUCUGUGAUUGGGAAUCCUGUAUAGUGUCGUGACAAUGACUUUUUC